Messenger RNA from Hevea brasiliensis (rubber tree), 1281 nucleotides. RefSeq names its product protein ACCELERATED CELL DEATH 6-like. Gene Ontology annotation, molecular function: protein binding. Bases 1 to 1281 code for a protein of 426 amino acids. Lineage: Eukaryota; Viridiplantae; Streptophyta; Magnoliopsida; Malpighiales; Euphorbiaceae. The record is from RefSeq and is a predicted model, not a curated record. The transcript has 3 exons.
AUGGCGGAAAGCCAAGAUUUGCUAGAAAUUCAAUUAGCAUCUGAGACCAAUAAUCAGCCCAAACAAAAACACAUCAUCACUUUCAUGGAUCGUAAAUGGUACAAUGCUGCAGCUGAAGGCCGAAUUAACCAAUUUAAAGAUUACACAGAGCCUCUAGAUCUUUUGCGUACUGCAAACAAAAAUACAGUCCUACAUGUUCAUAUCACAGCAGCGAAAAAGGAAACGGAAGAAUCCAUUGAACUUGUGAAACUAGUUAUCAGCAAGUGUUCAUCGCUGCUAGCUGAGCCCAAUAUCAAAGGCGAAACUCCUCUGCACAUUGCAGCAAGGUUCGGUCAUAAAAAUAUAGUGGAAUGUCUUAUUGACAACAUCAAGAAGGCUCAACACGAAGACCUUGAGAGAGGUGCAGAGGCGUCAAUAAGUGAUAAGAUGCUGAAGACGACAAGCCCAGAUGAAGACACAGCCUUACAUGAGGCUGUGAGAAAUAAUCAUCCUCAAGUGGUGGAAACAUUGAUUAGAGAAAAUCCUGAAUUUGCGAACAUAGCUAAUGCCGCCGGAGAAAGCCCGCUUUACCUUGCUGCAGUGAGGGAGAACAAUAGCAUGGCUUCUAAGAUAUUGGAGAUAUGUCCCUCUCCCGCAUACAUCGGUCCCAAGGGUAGAACAGCUUUGCACGAAGCUGUGAUAAGUAAAGAUAAAGAUUUGACAAGAAAAAUACGGGACAAAAACAACAGUCUGACCAAAGAACAAGACAAAAAAGGAUGGACUCCGCUGCAUUAUGCUUCCUACUUCAAUCUUAUUCCAAUUGUGGAAAUGUUACUAGCAGAUGAUAAUAAAUCUGCAGCCUAUAUUGGCGAUAAUCAUGAAAGGACACCUCUUCAUAUUGCAAUUAUCUGCGGCAAAAGCCAUUUAAAGGUGAUGAAAAAAAUUAUGUCAGAUUGCCCAGAUUGCUGCGAGCUGACUGACAAUAGAGGUCGGAAUAUUCUCCAUUUUGCGGUGGAAAGCGGCAGUUUUAAAGGAGUGCAAAUUAUUACUGAAGAACCUUCCCUGGCCAACCUAAUUAAUCAGAAAGAUAAAGAAGGGAACACUCCAGUCCAUCUAGUCGCUGCUUUUGGCUUUGAAGAAUGUAGUCUUACAGAACACCACCUAGUUGAUAAAAAGGCCGUCAACAAUAAAAAUUUAACCGCUCUGGACGUGGUGCUCGAAAGAAAGGAUGAAAGCGACGAGCCAUUGGGAUUUACAGCAAGAGGCCUAAGGCGGGUGGGAUAUAAACGAGGUCGGCCUUAG